AUGGUGAAGGAUGACGUCACACUUCCACCAGUUCAAAAGCUACAUUACCUGAAAGCAAGCUUGACGGAUGAGCCUGCUCAACUAUUAGGAAACAUGAGUAUCACGGGUGAUAACUUUGAGCGAGCAUGGGCAACGCUCAUGCAGCGGUAUGAUAAUGAACGUGCUCUUAUUAUUGCAUACUUGGGGAAACUUUUCGGGUUAGAAUCUGUCACUAAGGAACUUGUUUCAGGACUUUGUUCUCUUUUAAAUGACACUUGUGAAGUGAUUGGUUGGCUUAAGUCUAUGAACAGACCCACGAAGCACUGGGAUAAUAUCUUAGUUUAUAUGAGAGUGAACCGUUUAGGCCGCUUCUCCCGCAAGGCUAGGGAAGAAAAAACGGGAUCACUUCACAUUAAUCCUUUAUUUGAAACUUUAAAGACCUUUUUAGUUUCACGAUUAAGCACUCUGGAGAUACUUAAAUUUGCGGAAGGUUCCCAAUUUAAGUAUUCAUCAACCGAAAGCAGAGGUAAAAUGACAGGCGUCGAAUCGGGUAAUAAGGGUAGCAACACACAAGCACAUGGUGCUUCGCUAAAAGAGGGUGGUUGUCCACUAUGUACUGGUAAGAACUUUGUUUUGUUUUGCCCUCUUUUUAGACCAAAGAAUUCUAAUCAGCGACGAGAACUAAUUCGAAAGUGUGGAUUACGUUUCAAUUGUCUGGGAAAGCAUUUGAUUCGAAAUUGUAUUUCAUCCAAGCGCUGUCAAACCUGCUCCGGUCAGCAUCAUACUAUGUUGCAUCGACGAUCUAGUGAUGCUCCACUAUGUGAAUCUGUAAAUACAGCUGUGCCGUCCACAUCUAAUUUAAAUGUGACUAGUACUGCGUUUACACCGAUAUUGUCUGCUGUUAAUUCGCAUCUUGCUCAAGGUCCUCUUUGA
Molecule: messenger RNA, 912 nt
Organism: Belonocnema kinseyi
Lineage: Eukaryota; Metazoa; Arthropoda; Insecta; Hymenoptera; Cynipidae
Exons: 1
Coding region: 1-912 (303 amino acids)
Source: RefSeq, a predicted model, not a curated record